CUCGCUCGUACAGACACCCACACGCAGUCCGCCGCUACAGCGCUAGCCCUCCACUCUAAACUGCUGAGAGGCCAGGGAGUGCAGCUGGUGUUAACCACCUCCCAAAACGCUGCUAGCUACCUCUGCCCUAUGCGCAGUCAUUGCCGCAACGCUACUAUUUACAUUUGACAUUUUAGUCAUUUAGCAGACGCUCUUAUCCAGAGCGACUUACAGGUGCAAUUAGUGUUGUGUCUUGCUCAAGGGUAUAUCGACAGAUCUUUCACCUAGUCUACUAUCAUGACGGUAACACAGCAUUGUCAUGACUGUGACACCUCAGUCUUUUUCAAAACACUAAAUGUGCAGAAUACAACAGGUGUAGAUCUUACAGUGAAAUGCAUACUUACAAGCCCUUAACCAACAAUACAGUUUUAAGAAAGAAUACAAAAAAUAUAUAUACUAUAUAAAAUAAUACAAAAUAAAAGUAACAUAAUUAAAGAGCAGCAGUAAAAAUAACAAUAGUGAGGCUAUAUACAGGGGGUACCGGUACCGAGUCAAUAUGCGGGGGCACCGGUUAGUCGAGGUAAUUGGGGUAAUAUGUACAUGUAGGUAGUAAUAAUAAUAUGCCAUUUAGCAGACGCUGACGAUGUGUGCAUACAUUUUUACGUAUGUGUGGUCCCGGAGAUCGAACCCACUACCCUGGCGUUACAAGCGCCAUGCUCUACCAAUUGAGCUACAGAGGACCACAAGUUAUUAAAGUGACUAUGCGUAGAUAAUAAACAGAGAGUAGCAGCAGUGUAAAAGAGGGGUGGGGGGGCAAUGCAAAUAGUCUGGGUAGCCAUUUGAUUAGAUGUUCAGGAGUCUUAUGGCUUGGGGGUAGAAGCUGUUAAGAAGCCUUUUGGACCUAGACUUUGCGCUCCGGUACCGCUUGCCAUGUGGUAGCAGAGAGAACAGUCUAUGACUAGGGUGGCUGGAGUCUUUGGCAAUUUUUAGGGCCUUCGUCUGACACCCCUUGGUAUAGAGGUCCUGGAUGGCAGGAAGCUUGGCCCCGGUGAUGUACUGGGCCGUACGCACUACCCUCAGUAGUGCCUUGCGGUCGGAGGCCGAGCAGUUGCCAUACCAGGCAGUGAUGCAACCAGUCAGGAUGCUCUCAAUGGUGCAGCUGUAUAACCUUUUGAGGAUCUGAGGACCCAUGCCAAAUCUUUUCAGUCUCCUUAGGGGGAAUAGGUUUUGUCGUGCCCUCUUCACGACUGUCUUGAUGUGUUUGGACCAUGUUAGUUUGUUGGUGAUGUGGACACCAAGGAACUUGAAGCUCUCAACCUGCUCCACUACAGCCCCGUUGAUGAGAAUGGGGGCGUGCUUGGUCCUCUUCUUUUUCCUGUAGUCCACAAUCAUCUCCUUUGUCUUGAUCACGUUGAGGGAGAGGUUGUUGUCCUGGCACCACACUGCCAAGUCUCUGACCACCUCCCUAUAGGCUGUCUCAUCGUUGUCGGUGAUCAGGCCUACCACUGUUGUGUCAUCGGUAAACUUAAUGAUGGUGUUGGAGUCGUGCCUGGCCAUGCAGUCAUGAGUGAACAGGGAGUACAGGAGGGGACUGAGCACGCACCCCUGAGGGGCCCCCAUGUUUUGAAAUGAAUGCAUAAAACGUAUCCAAAUUAUAUUAAGUGUUCUAUAAGGCAGAUUUUUGUCUCGCCUAGGGUGGCAGAAUGUCUUCACCCCUCUGCACCUGGCCAGGAGACAAUCCUUCUCUUUAACACAUCUCACUAGAAGAACCAACCUGUCUGAAACCUAAUUCCUAAUAAAUCAAACAAACUCUUCAGUUCCGACAGACCAAGCAGCAGCAGAUACCAGCAGCAUCUCCCCUUCUCAUGCUCAACCACCCUGAGAAGCUAUAGCUGCAGUCACAUUUAUUACUGUUAAAAAACUUAAUAUUUUUCUCUGUUCAAGGUUAGAAUUGUAAAUGAAAGCAUCAGGGUGCUGUAGUAAGUGGGUUUUAUACACAAAACACACACUUGUAAAAACCUCAUGUGAAAUUCUCGCUCGAAACACUUAAUCUCAAGAGCUCCUCAUAAAUCCACAGCGAUGUGCCUUUAUCAACAUGGCACUCGCAUGAAGAGGCCUAUACAUGAGGUGCCGAUGAGGACAAUGGGGACUGAGUGGCUACAUACACCUCUUCCACUGUACACCUCUCAGCCAGCAUUGGUUGGCUUGCUUCUUCCCUCCUAGGGCUGAAGCAUUGCUGUACUGUUACAUUUUUUGUUGUUGAAUGCAUUCAAGUUGAUGUUUUAUUUCUUUGUUCAUUCUGCUCAAGCUGAAUUUAAUUACAUGUUGUAUCACUGCUCUCCCCUCUGUCAGCGCACCACCAUUCUCCCCUGUGCCAGGGCUUCUCAGGGUGGUUGAGCAUGAGAAGGGGAGAUGCUGCUGGUAUCUGCUGCUGCUUGGUCUGUCUGAACUGAAGAGUUUGUUUGAUUUACUAGGAAAUAGGUUUCAUCAGACAUGUUGGUUCUUCUAGUGAAAUGUGUUAAAGAGAAGGAUUGUCUCCUGGCCAGGUGCAGACUGGGCCGGCCCUGGACGUUCUGCCACCCUAGGCGAGACAAAAAUCUGCCUUUAUAGAAAGCGUAAUAUAAUUUGGAUACGUUUUAUGCAUUUAUUUCAAAAUAUAAAGCAAACAAUAGAUAUCCUUUUUGCCUUUUUCUUUAACAAAGGGUAUGUGAUACCCUCACUCAAUUCGAGCCCUGGUUUUAACCAAACACACCAAGCCCUUCCCAGGCACAGAGGUAUUUAAUCAGUGCACGCGACAGUAUUGGGAGUAUUUGGCUUUACCGACAUCUAUGGAUAACAUAAUUGUGUCUGUCAAACAGGUAGGCUUACCACUUAUUUUUUGGAAUAGGAAGAAAUAGGUGAAACAUGGUGAAUUUGAUUGUCCAACAUCAGUUUCAGCAUUUAUUUAUUUAGUCUCCGCCUAGAGUGGCCUCUUUCCUCUGCAGUCAGCCAUGUUUUCUCUCGGUAGCUGUCCAUGGUCCUGAAAUCAAAUAAUCUGAGAGGGGGAGAGAGAGAGAGUGAGUGAGCGAGAUUAGGAUGCAGUCUAUUUAAAUCUAAAAAAUACAAAGUAAACAGGUGAUAGAUAAUUGAGUAAUCUUAUAAAUUAAUGCGAGUGUAUGAUCAACGCUUACCUUUUAUUCAAAGACAAGUUGACUCGCCUGGCCUUUCUGGCAGCAAAAGCAUGUACUGCUUGUUGGAGGUUGAUUUUUGUAAGACAACUCGUGCUCAAUUGAUAUGGUGGCGAGUCCAUUGAGUCCCUCUUGACUCAAAGUAGAGCACAGGUUGUUUUUGAUGAGUUUGAGCUUGGAGAAUGUGCGCUCUCCACUUGCCACUGUCAUCAGGAGUGUGAGAAGAACUCUCAGGGCAACAAAGCCAUUGGGAUACAAGGAGGCCAUUUGGUGUCUGGAUAUGUACUCCAGUGCGUCAAGUGGUUUUGCCUCACUGUCCAGUCUCCUGCUCAAGACUUUGAGCUCAUUACACAGCUCAAUGUCCCUGGAAUCCCCAUACGUAAGGGCCCUCUCCAGUGUUGCACAGUCCCUGGUAAGCGCUGCAGUGUCCAUGUCCUUGAUGGUGGGGAUGUUGUACAGGAUGCUGAAAACACUGCUGUGCUCUUCGAGCUGCGUAAAGCGCUCGUUGACGGACUAGAUAGCAGAAUCAAGAAUCUGAUUAAAGCAAUGUGCUUUGAAUUUCUGCUGAGGGUCAGUCACAGGCUCAUCCUCUCCCUCGUAGCCAAACAGACUCCUCUUCUUCCUGGGACGGACUGUGGGCUGCACUGGGAAACAGGGCUCAAUACCCAUCUCCUCUGCCAACUCUUUUGCGCUUGCUAAAGCGAAAGCUGCAUCGGAGCGGUAGUCAUGGAGGAAUACCCUGGUUGAGUUCAGUUGAGCCAUUGCUAGUGAAAUAUUAAAACUCACCGCCUGCAAACUCUUACUGGUGAUGUUCACUUCGAACAAGAUGUCAUGCCAAAUCACCACUGUGCGCACAUGAAGCCAAAGUUGUUCAUCUUGUGGGCAAUGCUGUUUGCCUCCAACCUUGUAUAAAUGUAUACAUUUCUUGGAUGGUGUUAAAAAACUCAGCUGCCUCCAAACAACACGAUGCUGCAUCAGAGAGAACCAGGUUCAGCGAGUGCACGCUGCAUGGCACAAAAAAGGCCCUCGGAUUGAUAUCCUGCACUCUUUUGAACUCUGCUGUACCUCCCCCGCAUAUUCGCCCCGUUGUCAUACCCCUGCCCUCUCAUGUCCAUGAUGGCGAUUCCAUGUUUCUGUAGUUUUGAGAUGAGCAACUCGGUCAUGCCCACCCCCAUUGCGUCAAGCAGUUCACUAAACUCCAGGAAGUGCUCUCUUGUGCGCACUGACCCAUCAUCAUCGGUUGAAACAAAAUGCACCACCAUGGUCAUCUGCUCUGUUUUGCUCUUGUCUGGUGUGCAGUCCAAUUAUAUAAAAAUAUUUGGCUGCUUUUAGAUCACUGUCUGCUGGAUCUCUUGUGCCAGCAUAUCAAUAAUUUCGUUCUGGAUUAUUUUACCGAGGUAGUGCACAUGUGUUUCUUUGGACUGUACUCUCCUUACAUGCUCCUUCAGGAUUCCAUCAAAGAUACCCAGUAUUUCCACAAACUUAAGAAAGUUCCCAUUAUUUGGCUCGUUCAGCCUAUCGGUGGUCCCACGUAACGCAAUAUUCUGGGUGACCAUUACGCGUAUCAGGGCUAUGAGCCUCUGCAGCACCUGCUGCCAGUGGAGAGUCUCUCCGUCAAUAGCCUGUUGGGCUUGGGUAUCGAUAAUUUACUUGGACACCAGCCUGAUCUCCAGCUCCUUCCACCUUUGGAAACUAUCUAGGUGGUCAUGCGACUUCUCAUGCGAGCUGAAGAGGUGGCACAGAUUCUUCCAGUCCCUGUUUCCAUCCCUGACCAGUGCAGAUUUGCAUUCGUGUGAAAAAGGUUUGCAGCAAAAACAGAAGGCUGCAUCGUUUUGCUCAGAAUAGACAAGCCAUGGUCUCUCCACUCUCUCCCCGUUCGCCAUCCUCCUAUUGUAGUGGGCCACCGAAAACUUUUGUUGCCCCUCAUCUCUUGGGAAAUUCCCCUCUUUAUCCUGAUGUGGCCCAGUCUGCACUAACAUAUCCCGUAAAGAUCCAUUCAUAUAUUUUGGCCACUCACUGGGAUAUUUUAUGUUUUUUGUCUGGGAGUUGGAUUUAGCAGCAGCACCACCACUGUCAUCGGGGACGGGGAGCGACGAAUCUGAGUCCGGGUCCAAGAUGGUAGGGUCUUCGCCGGCAUUGUUUGGAGGUGUGGCUAGGCCUGGUGCAACCACCUAUUCUUGUCCAGCCAGAGAGCUGUCAUCAUCAGUGGAAGUACAUGGCUCGGACAUCUCCGGUUUGCCCUCUCCGCUGCUAGAAUCAGCGAAUGGGGGCUUGUUGUUCUCGGCGAAUGAAUGGCCUGUCCUCAGAGGCUUGUCAUUCUCCACACCGGCUGAUGGACAUUGCUGCACGCUGAUAAAUUUCAGCAGCGAAUUUCUUUGGGUUAGAGACUGCUUCUUUUCUCAUUCAUUAUUAUAAUUUUUUAAUAUAUUCACUUCCUGAUAGUUUCGGUCUCUUAGACAUGGUAGCAAAUUGUUUCAAAUCUCUAUAGCUUACUUGUAGGUAAAAUUAUAUCCACUAGUAGUAGCUAGCUAACAUUAACAUGCUAGUUUAGGCUACUGCCUUAAUCACUAAUCGUCUUCGUCAUACACAAACAUAAAUAAAUAAAUAAAUCAUUUAAUUGGCAAAUUCAUUUUUAUUAAUGUUUCACAAUUGGAUAAUUCCAUAUAAACACAUACAUCACCAUAGCUACCAAAGAUAGUGGGAGUGAACUUUGGGAGAAGCGGGAAUGGGGUGAGGGCGGGAACUGCAGCAACGCUAUGAGCCGGUGGCUGGGGUGCCGUCGGCGGUGUAGCAGCCGAUCAGGGGCGCCGGAGGGCGGCAGCCAAUUGUCAAAAUGCCGCCCCAAAUUCAAUUGCCGUCAUAGGCAGCUGCCUAAUCUUGCCUAAUGGGAGGGCCGGCCCUGGGUGCAGACAUGUGUAGUGUGUUAGAGAGAUUAGUGUCUCUGCUCCCGUGGGCAGACAUUCAGGUGAAAUAGGGACGUGUGUGUGUGGAGGAGUUAGUGCUCAUACAGGUGUGUGUCUGAGGUUGCUGAUUUGAAAGGGCAGGAUUAGGGGAUUACCAGUCUGCUACAUUACCUGAAGGCUUCAGGGGUGCAGCAGUGCAGCAGAGUGUAUGUGCAUGCGUGUCUGGUGUGCGCGUGGUGUGUGUGUGUGUGGGGGGGGCUGCUGCAUGGUUACCUGAGAGCUUCUGACAGACUGGCUGAUAAGAUAACACAUGACUGUGAACGUGUGUGGUCUGACUGGGUUUACAAUACUGUGUGUUCAAGUGAGAACAGGUCCUGGCUUGGAGGUGGUUGCUUAAUGGGUUAUCUAGGUAUAAAUAUUUAUUAGGUUAUAUGUAUUAUGUGAUGUAUGUACGUACUUAGUUACUGUAUAUGAUAAGAUUUCCUUUUCUACACUAUCAAUUGGGUAUUACUUAUGUAUGACUGUGUUGCUAAGAGAUUAAUUAUAUUCAUUAUAUUUACGUUGACACAUAUUAUCUUAACACAACACAAAGUUUUAUGAUGUAUUUAUAGAACUACAUUUCAUGAAAAUGGUCACAGUACAUGCACCUGCAGUGAAAUGGGAAUGAAUUCUAAACAGUUAGCCAUAGUGGUAUAGUGUGUUUAAAACCACAGCUGAUCCAUGAGCCAGAGGUUGUGUAGUGCUUCUAUCCUGGGCAGGUGUUUUUAUGUGGUAGAUGUAGAGGGAGCAUCAACACCUAUAGCUAGCGCACCUCCAUGGCCCUCCAAGCCUCACUGUAUCACUCAUCUCCCUCUCUCUUAAAGGGACCUCCCGGCUCCCAGCCGUCACCCCACGCACAGCCACCCCCACACAACCCCAACAACCCCAUGAUGGGACCUCACGGCCAGGUAAGACACACUCACACACACCCUUCUCUCUCACACACACCCUUCUCUCUCACACACACCCUUCUCUCUCACACACACUCUGCUUUGCCCACUCUCCCUCACCUCUUGCUGCACAGGCAGGCACUCCCUCUUUCACUUUCUCAAUCACUAUCAUUCUCUGCCUGUCCACUCACACUGAGAGGCCUCUGUCUCCCUUGGUCUCUUCCUCUUUUGCACUCACUCCUUAUCUGUAUCUUUCUGUCUCUGUCACUCACCCACAUCCCCUCCCAUCCCCCAAAACAUAUGUCCAUACAUACAGCCCUGCUCCCUAGUUGUGGACAGACAGGCAGUGGCCAUGACACUGUAGAUCAGAUAAUUAAUUCAGCUGUGUUGGCCCAACUGUAGAGAAUAGAGGAGGAGUGGAGGUGUGUCUGGCCAGGCUGAGCAGAGCAGGCCUGCUCUCUCCUCUCCCUAAGCCCGGAACUCACUCUCCCAUCAAUAUCCCAUUAAUAUUGUACUUUGGAGAACUCGCACACAAACUCACCACAACUUGGCUUAGACAAAAGCAGACUCUGAGAGGGAUGAUGGGGGAGAGAAGGAUUAUGGGGGAGAGAGAGGAGAGAGAUGGGGAGAGAGAAUUAAGGAGAGCAAGAUGGGGGGAGAGAGGAAGGGAUAGAGGGAGAGCGAUAGCGAAACGGCAGUCUUUCCCUCCAGCUGGCAUCAUCUUCCCUACACCAACUAGUAGCUUGUGUUUAAUUGGCUCUGAAAGCCCGUUUCUGUGUUGUCAUGGCAUCAUGUUUCGCCUGCCUGUACACAUCUCUAAUAGCAUGAUCAUUUGCGUGUUAUGUCAUUGUCAAUAACACUGGUUAGUUGUGCUCUUAAUGAUGUAUUAUAUUUUGUUUUCCCUUGAUGGAUGAAAGUAUUUUUUUAGAAUUUUUUUUUUCCCGUUAAGGCGUUAAUACUUCCCAGCCGAAACAGUUCGGAACAGUUCGUGCCUAUAUUAUGACAACAUUUUGUGACGUUUUGGAUUUUUUCUCGAGGCAAGCCGAAGUCAGUAGCCAAAGUCUACGCCCCCUCAUCGGCGAUUGGUCAACAGUAGGAAUUCUUAAAUGAAGUGCCUGUUGUCAUUCAACGAGAGACGACUUGUCCUCAUGCAAAAUAAAAAUAUGUUAAAUUGCGCGACUAAGAUCUCCUUGGCAAAAACGUCAAAAUUAAUGACAGAUUUCUUGAAUUAUCUUAGAUUAAUUCACACUAUUUUGAGGAAGUGUAUACUGGCUACGGUGUCUUAAAAUGGACAAACAGUACUAUUGCUGCUUUUUUCUCGUUUUUCAAGCGAAGGUCUUUUAAGGGAGUAUGCGAGCACAACUCGGCUAGGCUGCAUCACACUGUACUAAUGUUGUGGAAAUGUUUCUGGUAGCUCUGUUGGACAAUGAUCAAUACAGUCAGUUGUGUGUGUGUGUGCACAUGCUGUACGUGUGUAAAACAGAAAGAGGUGUGUGUAUUCUUCCACUACCCUCCUCCUGCACAUACCCUCCCAUCCUCAUCCCUCAUCCUGUACUGUUCCCUCAUUCAACAUGCUGACGUCACCCACGUCCAUCCUCUACUCCACCUUUUUCUCUCUCGCUCUCUCCCACCCAUCUUUAUUUCCCCUUUUCUAUUCUGUUCUAUUCGUCUUCAGCAUCUGAGGACUAUUCUUCAGAACUCUGAGACACAACCUUUGCCUUGUGUAGCAUGCAAACAAAGCUCAUUCAAACUCUGAGCAUUUUCUCCAGCACAAUGGUUCCCCCUGCUGACAGCAGAAAGUCAUACAGUAACAUGAUGGAUAAGACUAACAUUGACGUCUGUCCUCCUCCCCACAGCCUUUCAUGUCCCCACGGUACCCAGGUGGACCUCGCCCCUCACUCCGCAUGCCAAAUCAGGUAAGGUACCUCUACUAGAAGUAUGAAGUCUUACAUGUGAGUAGUACAUUUUCAGGGAGUUGAAUACUCUGUGCUAAUGUUCCUCUCUCUCUCUUGCCCUUCGUCUCUCAGCCCCCUGUGGGAGUCCCAGGGUCACAGCCACUCCUGCCAAACAGCCUGGACCCCACCAGACCACAGGGUAAACACCUCACACUUCUAUUCAUUUUGUAACAUGCAAUAUCCUAUUAGCUUAAAGCUGGAAUCCGUACUUGGUGAAACUGCCACAAUGAACACAGUUUUUCUUUACAUCGGACAUCAUUGCUUUCGUGAUAGAACAGCAGGGUAUGUACUGAUAUCCAUGAGUUCAUCUGCCUCUGGGUAGAAAAACGCCUUAACCGCCUAGAGUCGAUUGACGCAACGCGACGUACUUCUGCAUCUGCGGUAAAAGGCGGCAGAGCUAGAGCGGUGUUUGUCAGACCAUGAGGCAUCCGAAAAUCGGUCUUCUCACGAAAACGUCUGUAGCGUUCGAACGGUUUGGCCUAGAAACCAUUACCAUUCUAUGAAAAGGGGUUACUCUCAUGAUGGUGUUCUCCGUUUUGCUCUACGACCCCCACAAGUGUCAGGGGACUCGUCUGAAGUCAGUACCGUCGAUGUGCCAACUUCUGUUUGUAGCAUCCGAACCGUUUGGGCUACAAACUAAUGUGACCCCACUGUUGAAAGGGGAGAUUAUCACGAACACGAUGGUGUUCUCCAAGUGUCACAGGACUCGUCUGAAGAUAACCGGUACCGGUUUAAAAAAAUGAAUGGAAGUAUGAAGGUAGUUUUGUGCCUACCCCAUAAAAUGGGUUAAAUACAGGGGUUAAUUUCCAGAAUCCCACAGUAUCCCUUUAAAGGUGCAAUAUGCCGAAAUCGCUCUGCCAUUUCCUGGUUGCUAAAAUGCUAAUAGUUUCUGUGACAAAACAAGCAAUCAUUGUACCAUCUAAAUCGCUGUGAGAUCUUUUCAAUAACCAAAAAUGUGUAUUUUCAGCUGUUUGAAGCUGGUGUACAAAACCGAAAGUAAAAGACGCAAAAACGAAACUUAAGAACAGGAAGCAUAGAAAUUGCGCAAAUAGAACAGAUCUACUGCUUCUUAGACUUGCUUUCAAUGAGAAUGACAGAUCUAUAACUCAUAUUGCAGCUUUAAGGAUAUGUGCUUGUAGAAUGUAUUUGGUCUGAAAUUGUCCCAUGCUGACGGACUUCCUCUCGAUCAUCCCUCCUCCAGGACAUCCAAACAUGGGCGGCCCGAUGCGGAUGAAUCCCCCCAGAGGGAUGGGUGGCAUGGGCCCACAGGUACAGACAGACACCAUCACUCCCCCUAAACUCUGCUGCUCCACCCCUCUAUCCAUGAUCCCCAUGUCCCUUUACAGCAUAUCACACUGAACAUACAAGGUUUCUUUCAUCGCUACUUAAUUCCCUGAUGUCAGUCUCAUCCUACAGUAUAUAUAUCUGAAAAAGCUCAAUGAAAAAUGUAUAACCACAAAUACACUAUUUUUACAAAAGUAUGUGUACAACCCUUCAAAUUAGUGGAUUCGGCUAUUUCAGCCACACCCGUUGCUGACAGGUGUAUAAAAUUGAGCACACAGCCAUGCAAUCUCCAUAGACAAAUAUUGGCAGUAGAAUGGCCUUACUGAAGAGCUCAGUGACUUUCAAUGUGGCACCGUCAUAUGAUGCCACCUUUCCAAAAAGUCAGUUCAUCAAAUUUCUGCCCUGCUAGAGCUGCCCAGGUCAACUGUAAGUGCUGUUAUUGUAAAGUGGAAAAGUCUAGGAGCAACAACGGCUCAGCCGCGAGGUGGUAGGGCACACAAGCUCACAGAAGGGACCGCUGAAGCGCGUAGCGUGUAAAAAUAAUCUGUCCAAGGUUGCAACACUCACUACCGAGUUCCAAACUGCCUUUGGAAGCAAUGUCAGUUCGUUGGGAACUUCAUGAAAUGGGUUUCCAUGGCCGAGCAGCCGCCCCACACAAGCCAAAGAUCACCAUGAGCAAUGGCAAGCGUCGGCUGGAGUGGUGUAAAGCUCGCCGCCAUUGGACUCUGGAGCAGUGGAAACGCGUUCUCUGGAGUGAUCAUGCUUCACCAUCUGGCAGUCUGAAGGACAAAUCUGGGUUUGGCGGAUGCCAGGAGAACGCUACUUGCCCGAAUGCAUAGUGCCAACUGUAAAGUUUGGUGGAGGAGGAAUAAUGGUCUGGGGCUGUUUUUCAUGGUUCGGUCUAGGCCCCUUAGUUCCAGUGAAGGGAAAACUUAACGCUACAGCAUACAAUGACAUUCUAGAUGAUUCUGUGCUUCCAACUUUGUGGCAACAGUUUGGGGAAGGCCCUUUCCUGUUUCAGCAUGACAAUACCCCCAUGCACAAAGCAAGGUCAGAAAUGGUUUGUCGACAUCGGUGUGGAUGGAAGAACUUGACUGGCCUGCACAGAGCCCUGACCUCAACGCCUUCGAACACCUUUGGGAUGAAUUGGAACGCCGACUGCGAGCCAGGCCUAAUCGCCCUACAUCAGUGCCCGACCUCACUAAUGCUCUUGUGGCUGAAUGGAAGCAAGUACCCGCAGCAAUGUUCCAACAUCUAGUGGAAAGCCUUCUCAGAAGAGUGGAGGCUGUUAUAGCAGCAAUGGGGGGACCAACUCCAUAUUAAUGGCAAUUAUUUUGGAAUGAGAUGUUCGACAAGCAGCUGUCCACAUACUUUUGGUAGUGUAAGUGCUAAGUGGCAUACCAAAUCCAGGUCCAGACACCUUGAUGAAGGCCAAAACGCGUUGGUGUAUUUUAAUAAUUAACUAGCCCACACAUUAAAGGCUUUUUAACUUGCAAACCCACACGAGUGCCUGGACUUUUGUGGUUAUAGUUUCUCCUUUUGCUUUUCUAGUAUUGUUCCCCUCCAAGAUCACCUGUUGUUGUUUUGGAAUACCUGAAGCGCUCUUGCUACUUAUUUUUCUUCAACUAUUUCUAUCUGCUUUGUCUCAAAGCAAGCCCGACAUCAUACCCCUCAAGUAGCACCCCUCUCCUUGUUAAGUAUAAAUCCACAGUCUACUUUCCAAUCACCAAGUCAGUUUGAGCGCCAUGUGCCCCCUGUCCCUCCCUGCUUCCCUCACUGUGUAACUUUGGCAGACAACAAUUCAGCAGCUUGUGCGACAUCUGCUCGACCAGUGUAAUCAUCUGCUGAACAAAACUCUACGUCUGAGUGGAGCUGCUCUGUGUCCUGCCCCACGCUGCCGUCCUGCCAAGCCCCCACUGUGCAGCCAUCACAACACACACACACACACACACACAUAUAUAUAUAUAUAUAUAUAUAUACUGCUCAAAAAAAUAAAGGGAACACUUAAACAACACAAUGUAACUCCAAGUCAAUCACACUUCUGUGAAAUCAAACUGUCCACUUAGGAAGCAACAGACAACAGGUGGAAAUUAUAGGCAAUUAGCAAGACACCCCCAAUAAAGGACUGGUUUUGCAGGUGGUGACCACAGACCACUUCUCAGUUCCUAUGCUUCCUGGCUGAUGUUUUGGUCACUUUUGAAUGCUGGCGGUGCUUUCACUCUAGUGGUAGCAUGAGACGGAGUCUACACCCCACACAAGUGGCUCAGGUAGAAGCAACCGGAUGCUCAUUCAAGGCGAGCGUAGAAGAGUUGGUAAUUAUGCUGUGUCAUAAAUGUAGAUAUGGUAGGGCUGGAGUAGAGGCUAGGCCAUACUCCAGGGGAAAGGGGGGGGGUGGAAAGUAAUAACAGAGUGUAAGUGUAUUAUUUAUGUGGGAUGAUGUAUGUUGUAUGUAGUAGUAUUUAGAUGUUGUAUGUAUGUGUGUAGUUGUAUGCUAUAUUAUAUUAUAUGUAUGUAUGUGUGUAUACAGUGGGGAAAAAAAGUAUUUAGUCAGCCACCAAUUGUGCAAGUUCUCCCACUUAAAAAGAUGAGAGAGGCCUGUAAUUUUCAUCAUAGGUACACGUCAACUAUGACAGACAAAAUGAGAAAAGAAAUUCCAGAAAAUCACAUUGUAGGAUUUUUUAUGAAUUUAUUUGCAAAUUAUGGUGGAAAAUAAGUAUUUGGUCAAUAACAAAAGUUUCUCAAUACUUUGUUGUAUGCCCUUUGUUGGCAAUGACACAGGUCAAACGUUUUCUGUAAGUCUUCACAAGGUUUUCACACACUGUUGCUGGUAUUUUGGCCCAUUCCUCCAUGCAGAUCUCCUCUAGAGCAGUGAUGUUUUGGGGCUGUCGCUGGGCAACACGGAUUUUCAACUCCCUCCAAAGAUUUUCUAUGGGGUUGAGAUCUGGAGACUGGCUAGGCCACUCUAGGACCUUGAAAUGCUUCUUAAGAAGCCACUCCUUCGUUGCCCGGGCGGUGUGUUUGGGAUCAUUGUCAUGCUGAAAGACCCAGCCACGUUUCAUCUUCAAUGCCCUUGCUGAUGGAAGGAGGUUUUCACUCAAAAUCUCACGAUACAUGGCCCCAUUCAUUCUUUCCUUUACACGGAUCAGUCGUCCUGGUCCCUUUGCAGAAAAACAGCCCCAAAGCAUGAUGUUUCCACCCCCAUGCUUCACAGUAGGUAUGGUGUUCUUUGGAUGCAACUCAGCAUUCUUUGUCCUCCAAACACGACGAGUUGAGUUUUUACCAAAAAGUUAUAUUUUGGUUUCAUCUGACCAUAUGACAUUCUCCCAAUCCUCUUCUGGAUCAUCCAAAUGCACUCUAGCAAACUUCAGAUGGGCCUGGACAUGUACUGGCUUAAGCAGGGGGACACAGCAGGAUUUGAGUCCCUGGAGGCGUAGUGUGUUACUGAUGGUAGGCUUUGUUACUUUGGUCCCAGCUCUCUGCAGGUCAUUCACUAGGUCCCCCCGUGUGGUUCUGGGAUUUUUGCUCACCGUUCUUGUGAUCAUUUUGACCCCACGGGGUGAGAUCUUGCGUGGAGCCCCAGAUCGAGGGAGAUUAUCAGUGGUAUUGUAUGUCUUCCAUUUCAUAAUAAUUGCUCCCACAGUUGAUUUCUUCAAACCAAGCUGCUUACCUAUUGCAGAUUCAGUCUUCCCAGCCUGGUGCAGGUCUACAAUUUUGUUUCUGGUGUCCUUAGACAGCUCUUUGGUCUUUCCAUAGUGGAGUUUGGAGUGUGACUGUUUGAGGUUGUGGACAGGUGUCUUUUAUACUGAUAACAAGUUCAAACAGGUGCCAUUAAUACAGGUAACGAGUGGAGGACAGAGGAGCCUCUUAAAGAAGAAGUUACAGGUCUGUGAGAGCCAGAAAUCUUGCUUGUUUGUAGGUGACCAAAUACUUAUUUUCCACCAUCAUUUGCAAAUAAAUUCAUAAAAAAUCCUACAAUGUGAUUUUCUGGAUUUUAUUUUCUCAAUUUGUCUGUCAUAGUUGACGUGUACCUAUGAUGAAAAUUACAGGCCUCUCUCAUCUUUUUAAGUGGGAGAACUUGCACAAUUGGUGGCUGACUAAAUACUUUUUUUCCCCACUGUAUAUGUUUGGCGGUGGGUCAGUCAUGGUGUGGGAUGGCAUUUCUUUGGGGUGCCGCACAGCCCUCCAUGUGCUCGCCAAAGGUAGCCUGACUGCCAUUAGGUACCGAGAUGAGAUCCUCAGACCCCUUGUGAGACCAUAUGCUGGUGCGGUUGGCCCUGGGUUCCUCCUAAUGCAAGACAAUGCUAGACCUCAUGUGGCUGGAGUGUGUCAGCAGAUCCUGCAAGAGGAAGGCAUUGAUGCUAUGGACUGGCCCGCCCGUUCCCCAGACCUGAAUCCAAUUAAGCACAUCUGGGACAUCAUGUCUCGCUCCAUCCACCAACGCCACGUUGCACCACAGACUGUCCAGGAGUUGGCAGAUGCUUUAGUCCAAGUCUGGGAGGAGAUCCCUCAUGAGACCAUCCGCCACCUCAUCAGGAGCAUGCCCAGGCAUUGUAGGGCGGUCAUACAGGCACGUGGAGGCCACACACACUACUGAGCCUCAUUUUGACUUGUUUUAAGGACAUUACAUCAAAGUUGGAUCAGCCUGUAGUGUGGUUUUCCACUUUAAUUUUGAGGGUGACUCCAAAUCCAGACCUCCAUGGGUUGAUACAUUUGAUUUCCAUUGAUCAUUUUUGUGUGAUUUUGUUGUCAGCACAUUCAACUAUGUAAAGAAAAAAGUAUUUAAUAAGAUUAUUUAAUUCAUUCAGAUCUAGGAUGUGUUAUUUUAGUGUUCCCUUUUAUUUUUUUGAGCAGUGUACAUACACACACACACCACAUAUUCAGACACACAUGCCCCUGUUAUCAUUAUACACAUACAUUGCUGAUCAGGAUCGAGUCAUUAAAAACUGGCAUCUGUCUUAAAUACAACAAAUGAGAGAGUGAUCCCUGGCAUGUAUUGUCCUCAGUAGUACCAAGGGUUGAUGCUGUGUGUUCCUCUCUCUGUGUAGAAUUAUGGUGGUGGAAUGAGGCCUCCUCCCAACUCCAUGGGGCCAGGAAUGCCAGGAAUGAACAUGUGAGUACAGUCAUUCUCCAAAGGCAUUUAAUCACCUCAUCUACUUACUAUUUUUUUUAAAUGAUCCAGAUAUCUGAAUUACUAUUGGAAUUGCUAUUAAUAGCACUGAUAGGAUGUAAGAAUAUUUGACAAGUAACAAUUUGAGCAAAUACAAGCUCUAAUUUGUUCUGCAGUGAGCCUCUCUCACACAGCCUAUUUUCUUCCCCUCUCUCUGUCUUAGGGGUCCUGGAGGUCGAGGUCCCUGGCCCAAUCCCAACGCAAACUCAGUAAGUCCUGCUCACUCACCUUCUCACUCACUCUAAUGCCUCAUUUAUUUUAGAGGUAAUUCUUUGUUGUGAAAGUCAUGAGUUUACUGAUUCUGUCCCCUUUCUGUUCUCUCUCUAUAGAUAGCCUAUUCCUCGUCAUCUCCUGGCAACUAUGUGGUAAGUCUCAAGCCUAAACACUGAUUAGUAUUGUUAGCCAUAGCUGACAUCUGACUGGCAUGCUACUGUAUACAGUGCCUUCUGAAAGUAUUCACACCCCUUGACUUUUUCCACAUUUUGUUGUGUUACAGCCUGAAUUUAAAACAGAUUAAAUUGAGAUUGUGUGUCACUGACCUACACACAAUACCCCAUAAUGUCUUCAUUAAAAAUGAAAAGCAGAAAAGUCUGUAGUCAAUAAGUAUUGAAAUUGAGUAAAUAUGUGUUUAACAAGUUGCAUGGUCUCACACUGUGUGCAAUAAUAAUGUUUAAUGUGAUUUUUGAAUGAGUACCUCAUCUCUGUACCCCACAUAUGUACAAUUAUCUGUAAGGUCCCUCAGUCGAGCAGUGCAUUUCAAACACAGAUUCAACCAAAGGCCAGGGAGGUUUUCCAAUGCCACGCAAAGAAUGGUACAUAUUGCUAGAUGGGUAAAGAAGAAAAGAAAAGCAGACAUGGAAUAUCCCUUUGAGCAUGGUGAAGUUAUUAGUUAUGCUUUGGAUGGUGUAUCAAUACACCCAGACACUACAAAGAUGCAGGCGUCCUUCCUAACUCAGUUGCCGGAGAGGAAUGACAGAGUUACAGAGUUUAAUGGCUGUGAUAGGAGAAAACUGAGGAUGGAUCAACAACAUUGUAGUUACUCCACAAUACUAACCUAAUUGACAGAGUGAAAAGAAGGAAGCCUGUACAGAAUAAAAAUAUUCCAAAACAUGCAUCCUGUUUGCAAUAAGGCAUUAAAGUAAAACUGCAAUAAAUGUGGCAAAGAAAUUAACUUUAUGUCCUGAAUGCAAAGCGUUAUGUUUGGGGCAAAUCCAACACAACACAACACAUCACUGAGUACCACUCUUCAUAUUUUCAAGUAUGGUGGUGGCAGCAUCUUGUUAUGGGUAGGAGUUUUUUAGGAUAAAAAUUAACUGAAUAGAGCUAAGCACAGGAAAGAUCCUAGAGGAAAACCUGGUUCAGUCUGCUUUCCAACAGAGACUGGGAGACAAAUUCACCUUUCAGCAGGACAAUAACCUAAAACACAAGGCCAAAUAUACACUGGAGUUGCUUACCAAGACAACAUUGAAUGUUCCUGAGUGGCCUAGUUACAGUUUUGAGUUAAAUCGGCUUGGAAAUCUAUGGCAAGACUUGAAAAUGGCUGUCUAGCAAUGAUCAACAACCAACUUGACAAAAGUUAAACAUUUUUAAAAAGAAUAAUGUGCAAUUAUUGUACAAUCCAGGUGUGCAAAGCUCAUAGCGACUUACCCAGAAAGACUCACAGCUGUAAUCGCUGUCGAAGGUGAUUCUAAUAUGUAUUAACUCAGGGAGUUUUAGUACUUACAGUGGGGGAAAAAAGUAUUUAGUCAGCCACUAAUUGUGCAAGUUCUCCCACUUAAAAAGAUGAGAGAGGCCUGUAAUUUUCGUGUCUUUUAUACUGAUAACAAGUUAAAACCGGUGCCAUUAAUACAGGUAACGAGUGGAGGACAGAGGAGCCUCUUAAAGAAGAAGUUACAGGUCUGUGAGAGCCAGAAAUCUUGCUUGUUUGUAGGUGACCAAAUACUUAUUUUCCACCAUAAUUUGCAAAUAAAUUCAUAAAAAAUCCUACAAUGUGAUUUUCUGGAUUUUCUUUUCUCAUUUUGUCUGUCAUAGUUGACGUGUACUUAUGAGGAAAAUUACAGGCCUCUCAUCUUUUUAAGUGGGAGAACUUGCACAAUUGGUGGCUGACUAAAUACUUUUUUUCCCCGCUGUAUAUAAUCAAGAUAUAUUAGGGUUUUAUUUUUCAUACACUUUUUUACAAAUUUGACAUUUCAGAGUAUUUUGUGUAGAUCCUUGACAAUUAAAAUCAAUUUUAAUCCCACCUUGUAACAUCACAAAAUGUGGAAAAAGUUGAGGGAUGUGAAUACUUUCUGGAGGCAAUGUAUGUCUAGAUGUUUUGGAAAUAUAUUUUCUCUAAAUCUCGCUCUCCUCCUCUCGUCUUUCUCCCAGGGUCCUCCAGGGGGCGGAGGCCCACCAGGAACUCCCAUCAUGCCUAGCCCAGGAGGUACGCGCACUUAUUUGUCUCCAUAUCACUCCUCAAUCUAUUUAAGCUGUUUGUUUCAUUCACCAUUCUGCUGUCACAGUCACACUUGGUGACUUUGUUUACCUAAUGAUUUUUUAUCUUAAAUAGUCUUAGCUUGUUAUGUGGAUAGCUACAUACUGGACGUGUAUAACUUGGCAGACUACUGAGCUGCGAUCAUCUGUUGUUCUCACCAAUGCUGCAUCAGUCUGUUCCUGUUGACAGUACAGUCAGAACAAACUGCUCUGGACCAACAUCCUGUGGAUGUGCUGUUUCUGUUGGGAUGUGGAGAGGUUUCUUUUUGCGUCCACUAUUUAUUAUUUACAUACACCUCUAUUGUGACGCGUUGCCUGGGCAACAUGUGCACAGCGCUCCUCACAUGUUUUUCCACUCCAUUCGCCAAGACAACCCCCCCCCCCCCCACACACACACCACCAUCCCCCAUCCCCCAUCCCCACAUACAUACACACACACACACACACACACUAACACACCCAGUCACGACUGCACAUACUACACCCAGGGCCACAACCAGGCGACAAACCCCACACUCCCUACCUCUUUCUGUUUAUUUUUCUCCCUACUCUGACCACACUACAAUGUCAGAUCAAGGUCACUUCUAUUCUCAUAUUCUAUUUAGGAUAGAGACACAAUGAGAGUAACAUUAGGUGCUGGUUCUGUUUACUUUCCACUGGCUCUGUAGUCAUCAGGAUGUAACCCCAUGUUCAUGGAAACAUGAGAUAUGAAAAAUGUGAGACAUUAGGCUUUCACAUUCCAUGUGGGUAGAUGAAUUAUAACCUGCAUGUUUAGGUGUGAAUCAUUGUCAUGUUUUGGUGGUUUUGUAGUGUUCAAUCUCAAGGCUGUCCAUUCAUGUGGCUGAAGGCAAUACAGAACUGUGUAGUUCUGCUCAAAUAUACUGUAGGCUGGACUAAGUGUUGUUUUCUUCUCUCCAGACUCCACAAAUUCCAGUGAAAACAUCUACACAAUGAUGAAUCCUAUUGGCCCUGGUGGUAACAGACCUAAUGUAAGUAGGCUCUUUGUUUUUCAUGGGGUUCCUGUUUUCAAAUGGGUAGAGGCAAUGAUUAUGCAAUUUGAUAUGAUAAUGACAAAGAUCAUUAAGUUGUAACUCUGUUUUUUGUGGGGGGGUUUUACAGUUCACAAUGGGGCCGGGCCCUGAUGGCCCAAUGGGUGGAAUGGGAAGCAUGGAGCCACACCAUAUGAACGGAUCGCUAGGUGAGUUUCAAUAGCAGCUAUCAGCUGAUCAAUAUGAUAAUAUCUGUCAGCAGCAUGUAGAACUGUUACCUGGAAUUUAUUAAGCCAUUCUGACAAACAUUAACAUUUACAUUUCUAAAACUUUUAUAUAAAUAUUAGGCAGUAAUUUAGAACUACUGUACAAUAGUAAUGUGGUCAUCCGGCUUGAAUUGUUGAAAUCCGGUAGCUGAGUUCUGUGAGAAAUAGCACUUUACUAGUGUGACUAUACCCCCUUGUGGACAGCAUAGGGAUCGUUCCUUUCAUAGUAUUGAUUUGAAGUGGAAGCAGAUUAUAUGGGCAGCAAGCAGGCACAUUGAUUUUGUAGGCAGGUGAGACGUGAUCAAUGAAGCCAAUGAAGUUGGGUCUCAUCUGUAUUUGAAACAAAUAACUUAAUUAAAGCAUAUGACCUGUGUUAAGAGCUGAAUGUGAUCCCCGGCCGGAGGAGCAGUUGAGCAUAGCUUUAUACUGAUGAGCUUUUCUCUCAUGUCAAUCUCUCUCUUGUUGUUUUCAGGCUCUGGUGACAUGGAUGGGUUGCCAAAGGUGAGACUUUAAAGACUCCACACCAGAUAAACUUGCAUUCAUUUCAAUGCAGACCCAUCUAAAGUUUAUUGAAGGCACUUCUAAUACUGACGACUUGGUUUGGAUACAAAGCAGACAGAAAUUAAAUAAUGGCACUUUUUAAUGAAACAUCCAGUCACUAGAAAUGGCAGAUGAGAAUGGGGAGGCCUAAAUCUAGAUGUCUUUCCCUCUUGGUGUAGAAUUCUCCCAACAACAUGGCAGUCAUGAACAACCCUCCGGGAACUCCGCGGGAUGAUGGGGAGAUGGCUGGCAACUUUUUAAACCCAUUCCAAAGUGAAAGUGUGAGUACUCUACAGCGCUACAGUCCUUCUCUUCACUAACCCGCAACCAUCAGGCAGUUUGCUUCAGUGAAGAAAUUCUCAUCUCACUGCUGACUUUAUUCCUGUAUCCUAAACACUUUCCCUUCAGGCUUUACCUUAGUUUGUCGAAAUUAGAUUUGUUUUAUAAUGUCAACGUAGAAAAUAUGUAUAAUUCUUACCUGGCUGUCUCGUAAAGCAGUCUGCUUGUUAUGCAUGAUAACAAACUUAUACAUUGAGUUUCUUAUUGCUUGCAUGUUGAAUUGUGUAGCAUCAUAUGUGUAAUAUAGCAUUGGCUCAUCUAUUUCCCCCCUUCCCUUCUUUUCUCUUUGCAGUAUUCACCCAACAUGACGAUGAGUGUGUGAUUUCUUUUUUAUUUUUUAUUUUAUUUCUUUUAUCUCUCCCCCUUUCCCUCCCACCCCGCUGCAUCUUGCGUUGCCCUCUCCUCCCCUCUCCCUCCCCCUGACUCUCCCUCCUCCUCCCCCCUGGAUGGCAUGCUGUGUUUCGCAGCCCCCCGGGAUGUCACUGAAGCGCAGGAUUCCCAUCAAGGCCACCCAUCCCAGUGUGUGCAAAGUGGGGGUUCAGGGCAGGAAACAGUCUCAGAGCCACAGGAAGAGCCAACUCAGUGAUUCUCCCUGUCUGCCUGGCUUCCUCACAGGCCCAGGA
Molecule: messenger RNA, 20613 nt
Organism: Coregonus sp. 'balchen'
Lineage: Eukaryota; Metazoa; Chordata; Actinopteri; Salmoniformes; Salmonidae
Source: the annotation of a GenBank genome assembly